Drosophila bipectinata is the source of this 743-nucleotide messenger RNA. Lineage: Eukaryota; Metazoa; Arthropoda; Insecta; Diptera; Drosophilidae. The record is from RefSeq and is a predicted model, not a curated record.
UAGGCAGUCAGUACUUAAACUCGGGUCAACUGCGUCGCACCGGCGAGCUAGCGAUCGGCUGGGCAAAUGAUAAUUUAAAGCACGCCAUCAACGCAGAACGAGACCCACGAAACGCGGUAGUUGUGCUGAAAAUGAAUGCUCUAUGGCUGUGGUUGUUUCCAGUGUCCAUCCUAUUUCUGGGAUUGGAGCAAGUGGAAACAAAGAAAUAUCAGCGCUGUGAACUCACUCGGGUGCUGGUGGAGAACUAUAACUUUGACAAGACUUUUCUUUCAAACUGGAUAUGCUUGGUGGAGCAUGAAAGUUAUCUGGACACCAGCAAGAUCAGCACAAAGGAAAACAAUAGCAAAAACUACGGUCUGUUCCAAAUAAAUAGCAGGGAUUAUUGCUCUGAAGGACGAAAAGGAGGACAAUGCAAUAAAAAGUGCGAAGACUUUUCAAAUGAUGACAUUGGAGACGACAUCGCCUGUGCCAAGAUGAUCCAGGAACGAGAGGGCUUCAAAUACUGGAAGGGCUGGGACCGCUUCUGUCGCAAUCCCCAGAAUCUACCCAAUCUACGUGUGGCAUGCAACCUUCGAAGCCUGUCACCCCUUCGGACGCCUCGCGGUUUCCUCGGACUGGGCUAGAUACCCACUCUAUACCCAUAGUUGUCUAACCUUCGAGAUGUAUAUACAUAUGUGAAUACUUUGCAUAAUUGCUUGCUGGGCUCCAGACUCAAAUGCACAAGCUGAGGGCUUUCAAGUGGG